Messenger RNA from Phalacrocorax carbo (great cormorant), 9515 nucleotides. The record is from RefSeq and is a predicted model, not a curated record. NCBI's taxonomy places the organism in Eukaryota, Metazoa, Chordata, Aves, Suliformes, Phalacrocoracidae.
CCCGCAGCCCGGCGGGGCGGCGGCGGCAACGGGCAGCGGCCGCGCCCGGGCGCGGAGCUCCGCACCGCUCCGCACCGCUCCGCACCGCAGCGGCGGGGGCUGGCGGCCGCCCCCGGGGGCCGGCGGGCCGUGCUAGCAGUCGGCAGCGGCGCACGGUGAGGCGGCAUUAAAAGGCGGCGUGUGGCGGCUCCUCGCCGCGCCGGCACCCGGCGGAGGGCCCGGGUGAGGGGCUGCGGGGGACCCGGAGCGGUGCGCGCUGCAGGGCGGGCAUCCGGUACCGCGGUACCCGGCUGUGUCCCGGCGUCGCGGCGAGCACACGGCUGCUGCCGCCCGCUCGGGCGGAGGCACUGGACAUGGACACAGAGGAUGACCCCUUGUUACAGGACGCCUGGCUAGAUGAGGAGGAUGAAGAGGUAGCCUUCAGCUCACGGAAGAGGUGGGAGGGUGCUCUGUUGUGUGGGAGAAGCCCAUGCAGAGUCAGGCCCCUGCGUGUCACACUGCCCGUGUCUGGCUUCUGGAACAUUGUUGGUUGGGUAUUUACCAACCCGUACUGCGCUGGUUUAAUCCUUUUCCUGGGCUGUGCCAUCCCUGCUGUGCUUGCUGUUGUCAUGUUCCUCCACUACCCAGCCCUGGAUAUUGACAUCUCCUACAAUGCUUUUGAGAUCCGCAACCACGAGUCCUCUCAGCGCUUUGAUGCCCUCGCCUUGGCCCUCAAGUCCCAGUUUGGGUCAUGGGGGAGGAACCGCCGGGACCUGGCUGACUUCACCUCUGAAACCCUGCGGAGACUCAUCUUUGAGCAGCUCCAGCAGCUUCACCUCAAUGCUUCCCAUCUCGGGGUCAGCGCACGGGUGAAGCGCAGCACCCUGGAGGGCAGGACAAGCUCUCCUAAGCCCCAUGCCCACCUGAACCCAGGAAACCGGACUUCCCGAGCUGGGAGAGGUGCCCCACGCUGGGACUACUCCAGCACUUACAUCAGUGCCAACACACAGACACAUGCCCACUGGCGCAUUGAGCUCAUUUUUCUGGCUCGAGGGGACUCUGAAAACAACAUUUUCACCACUGAGCGCCUAGUUACCAUCCAUGAGGUUGAACGCAAGAUCAUGGACCACCCUCGCUUCCGGGAGUUCUGCUGGAAGCCCCAUGAGGUCUUGAAGGACCUGCCCCUGGGCUCCUAUUCCUACUGCUCCCCUCCCAGCUCCCUCAUGACCUACUUCUUCCCCACUGAGAGAGGAGGGAAGAUUUACUAUGAUGGCAUGGGACAAGACCUUGCUGACAUCCAAGGGUCCCUGGAGCUGGCCAUGACCCACCCCGAAUUCUACUGGUAUGUGGAUGAGGGCUUGUCUGCUGAGAACAUGAAAAGCUCCCUGCUGCGGAGUGAAAUCCUCUUUGGGGCACCACUGCCGAACUACUACUCGGUGGAGGACCGCUGGGAGGAGCAGCGCCGCAAGUUCCAGAACUUUGUCAUCACCUACGUGGCCAUGCUGGCCAAGCAAUCCACAAGUAAAGUCCAGGUGCUGUACGGAGGGACGGAUUUGUUUGACUAUGAAGUGAGGAGGACUUUCAACAAUGACAUGUUGCUGGCCUUUAUCAGCAGUAGCUGCAUAGCUGUCUUGGUCUACAUCCUUACGUCUUGCUCAGUGUUCCUGUCAUUCUUUGGCAUUGCCAGUAUUGGGCUAAGCUGCCUGGUGGCUCUGUUCCUGUACCACGUCGUAUUUGGGAUCCAGUACCUGGGUAUACUCAAUGGUGUGGCUGCCUUUGUCAUUGUGGGGAUUGGGGUUGAUGAUGUCUUUGUUUUCAUCAACACCUACCGCCAAGCCACCCACCUGAAGGACCUGCGACUGCGCAUGAUCCAUACUAUCCAGACAGCAGGGAAGGCCACCUUCUUCACUUCCCUGACUACGGCUGCAGCAUACGCUGCCAACAUCUUCUCUCAGAUCCCAGCUGUGCAUGACUUCGGACUCUUUAUGUCGCUGAUUGUGUCCUGCUGCUGGGUAGCUGUGCUCUUCACCAUGCCAGCUGCUCUUGGAAUAUGGACCCUUUAUGUGUCCCCACUAGAGAGCUCCUGCCAAACCAGCUGUAGUCGGAAGUGCACCAAAAAGAGUGCCUUGCACCUGGCUGAAGAUCUCUUCAUUGCCUCGGAGGCCACCUCCAGAGCAGGCAGAGAGACGCUUCCCUAUCUUGAUGAUGACAUCCCACUGCUCAGUGUGGAGGAGGAACCUGUCUCCCUGGAAAUGGGGGAUGUCCCCUUGGUAUCUGUGAUGCCAGAAAAUCUGCAGCUCCCUGCAGAGAAGAGCAACCGGGGGCACUUGAUAACUCAUCUGCAGGAGCUACUGGAACACUGGGUGCUGUGGUCUGCCGUGAAGAGCAGAUGGGUGAUUGUGGGGCUCUUUCUCCUCGUUUUGCUCCUGUCCAUAUUCUUUGCUAGCCGCCUCCAUCCAGCUAGCCGUGCUCCAGUCUUGUUCCGGCCAGACACUAACAUCCAGGUGCUGCUAGACCUGAAAUACAACCUGAGUGCUGAAGGCAUCUCCUGCAUUACCUGCUCAGGUUUGUUUCAGGAAAAGCCCCACAGUUUGCAGAACAACAUCCGAACCUCCUUGGAAAAGAAGAAGAGGGGCUCAGGGUCAACAUGGGGAAGCAAAGGGAGCAUAAGUGAUACAGGGCAGCAAGAUCUCCAGGGGACUGUGUAUAUCUCCAAGUCCAGAAGCAAGGGAAGGCCAGCCAUCUACAGAUUCUCACUCAAUGCCAGUGUCCCUGCCCCCUGGCAGAUGGUGUCACCAGGAGACGGGGAGGUGCCUUCAUUCCAGGUGUAUAGAGUGCCUUUCGGUAACUUCACCAGGAAGCUGACAGCUUGUGUGUCCACAGUAGGGCUGCUUAAGCAGACGAGCCCCAGGAAGUGGAUGAUGACCACCUUGUCCUGUGACACCAAGAGAGGCUGGAAGUUCGACUUCAGUUUCUACGUGGCCGCCAAGGAGCAGCAGCGAACACGGAAACUGUAUUUUGCCCAGUCGCACAAGCCUCCUUACCAUGGCCGAGUGUGUGUAGCACCUCCUGGCUGUCUUCUCAGCUCUAGCCCAGAUGGACCCACCAAAGGCAUCCUUUAUGUUCCUAGUGAGAAAGCAGCACCCAAAGCAAAGCUGUCAGCCACUUCGGGAUUUAAUCCUUGCAUGAACACGGGCUGUGGGAAGCCAGCGGUGCGGCCACUGGUAGACACGGGAGCCAUGGUGUUUGUAGUGUUUGGCAUCAGAGGGGUUAAUCGCACAAGACGCCCGGACAACCACGUCAUCGGAGACAUGGGCAGCGUUAUCUAUGAUGACAGCUUUGACCUCUUCAAAGAGAUUGGCAACCUGUGCCGCCUCUGCAAAGCCAUUGCCAGCAACACUGAGCUGGUGAAGCCAGGAGGGGCUCAGUGCCUGCCCUCUGGUUACAGCAUCUCCUCCUUUCUGCAGAUGUUGCACCCUGAGUGCAAGAACAUCCCUGAGCCAAACCUGCUGCCCGGACAGCUCUCUCAUGGGGCAGUGGGGGUGAAGGAUGGGAAGGUGCAGUGGAUCUCCAUGGCGUUUGAAUCGACAACCUACAAAGGGAAAUCUUCCUUCCAGACAUAUGCUGACUACCUGAAAUGGGAGACAUUCCUGCAGCAGCAACUCCAGCUCUUCCCGGAAGGCUCUGCUCUCCGGCACGGUUUCCAGACCUGUGAGCACUGGAAGCAGAUCUUCAUGGAGAUUAUAGGAGUGCAGAGUGCCCUGUACGGUCUCGUCCUCUCGCUGGUCAUUUGUGUGGCUGCAGUGGCGGUGUUUACCACUCACAUCCUCCUCCUCCUGCCAGUGUUGCUCAGCAUUUUAGGGGUGGUCUGCUUGGUGGUGACCAUCAUGUACUGGUCUGGCUGGGAAAUGGGAGCUGUGGAGGCCAUUUCCCUCUCCAUCCUCGUUGGCUCCUCUGUCGAUUACUGUGUGCACCUGGUGGAGGGCUACCUGCUGGCAGGGGAAAAUCUGCCUCUACACCAGGCAGAGGACCCCACAGCGUGCCGCCAGUGGAGGACGAUUGAAGCAGUCCGUCACGUGGGUGUGGCGAUUGUCUCAAGCGCCGUCACCACAGUGAUUGCCACCGUCCCGCUGUUCUUCUGCAUCAUUGCCCCCUUUGCCAAGUUUGGGAAGAUUGUGGCCCUCAACACAGGAGUCUCCAUCCUGUACACGUUAACUGUGAGCACGGCCCUGCUGAGCAUCAUGGGCCCUGGCACCUUCAUCCGCAGCAGGACUUCGUGCCUCAAGGCUGUGGCGGGGGUGCUUCUUGCUGGCCUGCUGGGUCUAUGCAUCUGCCUCGCCCUGCUGAAGAGCGGAUUUAAGAUCCCUCUGCCUAAUGGGACAGCCCUGUAGACCCUAUGCCAAGAGCCACAUGCUCUGUCCUCUUGCUCCUUUCUUUUUUCUUUUUUUUAAAGGAUAUUUUUUGUAAGAAGAAAGAAGAGGGAAAAAAUCCCCUUUUUCCAGAAGUUUUUCAACUCCAGAUGCACUUUAUUUUUUAAUGGGUUUUGCUCUAAACUUGUAUUUAUUUUGGUAGUGAUGGAUGGAUGAUGGACAGUGAGGGCUGCCCAGGGAAUACCUCAGCCCAUGAGUAGGAGGGGAGGAGGUCUCCUCCUCUCAGUUUUGUUUCAGCUUUUCAUUUUAUUUUCUUUUUUUUUUUUCUUUUACAUUGAUAGAGCUUUCUGGAACCACAAAGCUAAAAGGGGAGAAGUUUGGAAGGCUAUCUGGUCCCUUUCAAAAUCUCUGCCCCGUCCCUCCUCUCCCCUUGGCCAGGGUCAGCACUGCAACGAUGGCGCUUGAGGUGAUGUCCUACCCCCAUGCCAAGCCUGUGCCUCACUACCGGAGCCUUCAAAAACAGCAGUGAGCUGUUGGACAGGCCUGGGAAAUAAGUCUGCACCCCUUUGCCAUGCCCUGUGCCCAAGGUAGACCAGCAGCGAACUCGCUGCACAGGAGCUCUUACAGGUGUCAUUGUGGGAUCCAGAGAUGCUGGGUGGCCCCACAUGCAGGGACCUGCUUUCAUCAUUUGCAGGGGAUGUCAGGGUGCAUGGGCACCUUCUGCUGGGAUCUCUUGCAUCUGUGAACAGCCACCAGGAAUGCAGUCGGUGCUCUCAGUGGCCUGCCCUCCUCUCGCUCGUCACAGCAGUGAGGCCAAGGCAGUAUCGCUGCCCAGUCCCACCUCCUGCUCAGCGUGUGACCUCACCAGUCACUGCCUCUGCGCUUCAUGGUGGAGAGAAAACAGACAGCCUCGAGGUCCCUGCAGAGCCUUUUGGUUAUGGCAGUCAGCUCUUAGCCUGAGAACAAGCUAACUUCUGGGGCCAGGCAGAGCCCAUGCCUGGUGGCAUGCACAAAUAAACAGUGGUGCAUCCCCUGUGGCAGCUUAGAGACACCCUCCAUUGUGGAGACAUGAGGGCAGCAGAGCUUUAGCCUGUGGCUGCUGCCUGCUCAGAUGGUUUAUAUUGAAGUAAAAUGAAAUCACAAACUGGUGCCAUUAACAAGUACAUUUUAAGCAUCACUGAUUCCAUCAUAUUUUAAAAAUUGAAAUAGCUAAGUGUGUGCAUUGAUACAGAGCACAUCUGGCCCCCUGCAGAAGGGGAGGGGUUGGGCCCACUGGGAGAUGCAUUAAAUGUUUUUUACAGGGAUGCCAGUAGAGGGGGUUGGCCAGAAAGCAGCCUGACCCUUUUUGUUUGGAGAUACCACGUUGCUGGUGGCUUUGUGUUCUCUGUCUGGAUUCACCCCCUUUUUAAGAUGGAAGUUCCAGGAAGCCCGUCCCCUCUGCCAGCCAAGUUCUGGGGACUGUGCUGCUGAGGCAAACCAGCAGCUGCUUCUGUUUGGCUCAGCGUAUCCCCGCUCCGAUCCCUUACACCUUCACAUCAUGUCACCCCUGUGAAACUGGACCAAAUGCUUGUUCCUGAAGUAGGUUCCUCAAGGUGUCAGCUGGAGAGAGGAGUGCUAGGACAGGACUGUCAUUGAUGCCAGGGGAAAUCCAGAGCAAUCCUGCUGCAGGCAGUGCAGGUGGUGAGAGCAUGGGCAGAACAGACCUGGUUUCUUCCUCACCAUCCCGUGGUGCAGCUGAGUUACUUUCUACAAAAAUGUUAAAUGUUCCUUGGCACCUACCUCUGACCUGCAUUAGUUUCUUCAUAAUGAACCCUGUGCCCAUGAAUUAAUGGUUCUGGAAAGGUUUUUUUACUAUCCUUAAGUUGUGCUGCUUUGAUGGCUGCUGUGCACGGUUCAGCCCCAAAGUUGACCUGUAAGCCAUGCUUUUCCCUAUGUCUCUUCUCCAAACAUAAUUACUAGUGGUGCAGCGGGCAUAGAGGACAGUCUGCUGGUGAUACCCAGCCCUGUGAGACCCAUUGUGGCUCUGUGGGUGCUGCGGGGGAGAGCAAGGUAACCCUGGGACUGCUGCCAAGGAUGCUCUGGCUGGCAGCUUGACCUGAAUUUAGCUCAUGCUUCAAACUCCUUGGGGUGAUUAAAGCUGAUGGAUAUUUCCAGGUCACCAGACAAGAGAAUAAGGUGCUGAGUGCACCCUUAGAGGAAGUUCUUCCUCCUGUGAGCAUGAAGAGACCUUGAAAGGCCUUUAAGAUAAGGCAUAGAUGUGCUUUGAAUCCUGCAAAGUUUAAAGCUUAUUUAAGCCCCUGGUGUCCUACGUUUGUGCUCGCUAUAAAAAGGCUAAAUAAGCCCCCCACCUCCAGAGCGAUUCUGGACACACCAUGCUGGGACCAUUUAUUCAGCCACUCUUGGAAGGCAAAGAUUAAUUUCAAAGUAGUGGAAAACCUUUUAUGUCUCUUGGGUCUGAUCUGGCAGUGUCUGAUCUGCAGACAAAAAUAACAGAGCUCUUGGCACCUGACAGGAUCUGUCCUGUUUUCCGGAGCAGGCAGGGGAAGGGACAAGCUAUCAUUUUCCCUUUUCCUCUCUGGCCAGCCCAGGCUCCUCAGUGCAGAAGGGCUGGCUGGCACUAGCAGGAGCAGGGCGUUACCUUGCCGUUGUUUGUCUGGGUGGUACUGGGAGAGCAAUGGCUGGAGCAGUUCAGAAAGGAAAAUGAGAGGCUGAGGUAAGUGCAGAGCUGUAGCAAAUGAUUCACAAAGGCAUAUUGAGGAAAUUGGGCCCCUCCAGCAAGGAAACUGAGGCAACGAGAGGAGGAACAACUUACUCCAGACUAUAGCAGGAUGGCAGAAGAGCCAGGAGGCGAUCCUAGGUGGUGCUUUUCACUGCAAGGACCCACUGGAUGGUGGUAAGCUGAAAAAGUGAUUAAACAUAGUGAUGGUACUUGUCUUAAGAUCUAACCUGGCAUUUGCCCCAUCACUAUUUCACUCUGCGCAGUUCUGUGAUCAGGGUGGCCGGUGCUUCCUCCAUGUGCUGCAAAGUGAAAGAGGCUUAGAGGUGGGGCCCAGCCGUCCACAAAAUGCUUACAACACCCCGAUCUUCCCAAGCGUCUGUGGAGACAAUAAAUCAGUAGCAGAUGUGUACAUCCAUCUCCAGGUAGGCAGCGUCCUCCUUGGGAUUAGAAAAUAUUCAUAAAAUUAUAGAGGUAAGAAAACGGAUGGGUUUAUCUGAGCAAAUGCGAAGGUGGGGCUGACAGCCCUGCUGGGAAUCGGUGCUCUGAGGCAGAUGCUCGUAGCAAUAAAAAACAAGGCCUCACCUGUCUGGCGCUGUUCCGGGAGCAGAUGCUCGCCCUAAAUUAAUUCCUCCCACAUCUCUGCCUAUCUUCUUUCUCUGAUGACUCCUCUGUUUCCCAGACCAUCUCUUGGGCCCUGUUGUCUUGCUGAGCAAGGUUCAGCCUUCUUCAUGGUAGCUGCUCGUGCCUAAGGUCCUCACUGAGUCUGGACUGAAAGUGGCUGUCUCAGGGAGAAUUUCUCAGGCAGAGGAAGCUAGGGAGCUAAAAUGUCUCAUACAAGGCUGUCAGUUUUGUUGUUUUUAAACAGUGGAGCGCAGCAGACCAGCCUGCCUUGGAAGAGAAUGCUCUGAUGUUCCAUUUCAAAACAAUCUUGCUGCAAUUAAAUGGAAAUGUACACGAGUUCUCAGUUACAGCACGCUGCAAUGGAAGAUUUCUGUUAACUGCCCGCUCCUUUAGCAAAUCCUGUUUUGAGGGCUGCAUUCUGAAAAGUUGACGUUCACGGUUUAGGAUGGGGGUCAUUCUGAAACGAUGCAAUCUCCUACACAGCGGGGUGGGUCCUGCCCUGACCUCGACCUCUCUCCCUGCCAGCCCAGGGCCGGUGCACAGGGGCGCGGCUCCCCCGUGUUGAAGCACUGUGGUGUAUGCACAGAGCUGGUGGCGAUGCUCCUCGCCUUCAGUGGAGCUGCUCAGUGAGUUUAAGGUUCCCCACGGCUGCGGACACUCAGGGAGAGAGUCACAACAGCCCUGUCAAAAUCAGCUUUGGAGCGAGGAGGAACAGAGCUGACGUAAUUUGCAAAGAUCAGUGUCAGAGGAAGGAAUAGACCCAGGUCUCAUCGCUCUGGCUGUUUCCUUAUGUCAUGGUGCCUCCUGAGGUGCUGGGUUCACGCGGGGUCUGUACAGGCAGAUGGGGCGUCAGGUUUGGCCACCGACCUCGGCAGUUUCAAAGGCUGCAGAUGCUGAAAGGGGAUCAGAGGCUGAGCUGAGCUGUCUUUCUCAAUCCCUGCUGGAUCUGAAACUAUGCCAGAGCAAAGCCAGCCUGGGAAAUACUCCAAGAAGGACAUGUGGCAUGCUUACAGAGUUACUGGGACCACUGAUACAGUAGCCUAGAUGCAGUGGUCUCCAGAGAGCCCUGGCUUUUUCUCUGCUGGACCAAACUGGAAUGUUGCUUUAUGUCAUGGCAUCUAAUUCUCUUAGCUUAUCCUGCACUGAAUUUUCUUACCAGAGCAGCCUGCCUUCCUGGAAGGUUGUAAAAGGCUUUUUAUUUAACCCUGUGACAUGUAUAAAUCCUCCCACGCUGUCCACCGAGGAAGCUGUGCUGAUUGAUUUGCAGCCAGGCAGGACAAACCCACAGUCUCUUGGUUAUUUCUUCCAAAAAUCACUCCUCACCCCAGACAGCAUGCAAGCCAUAGUUCACAGGCCUCUGCUAACUGCUGUGCCCUGCCUUAGAACCCAGGGUCCCAGAGCUAAAAGUCUUUCAAGGCCUGUCUCCAGCCUGAGGCUGUAGCUCUUUGUCUGUUUGUCUUUCUCCCCUCCGCUCCUCCUUUGGGCAGCUGCUGGAGGAGGCGGGAGGGAGAUGGCCAGGACCAGAGGCAGAGCAACAAGCAGAUGAGCGGAAAGGUUUGCAGGGGGAAGCAGAAGAGAACAAAUGGGAGGGGAGGAUGGUUCAAAGGCCAAGGGGAGAAGAGGUGUGAGCGCCCCAAGGAUGGAGGACACUGCCGUUUCACCGCGUCAUGUGCAGACCUUAGAUUGUUGGUUCUCAGAGUGAUGUAGCACAAUUCCUGAUGUAACGUACACGUGUUACUUUUGUAAGUUGUCUCCUACCCUCACUAUUUUCAGUGUUCCUUGAUUUUUUUGGAGACUCUUGUAAAUAAAAAAUUUUGACAUUCGCA